CACUUCUUUUGACAAUGACAAGAACAGAACUACAAAACUGUCAUCAGUGUCAUCAACUUUUUCUUUUUGAUUUGUGCACUCGUGAUUGUAGGUUGUCUUGUAAAAUAUGGCUCCGACAAAAGCUGCGGUUCCAGCAACCAAACCCCAGGGCAAGAAACCCCAAAUUAGAGGAAAGGGUCUUAAAAAGAAGAAGGUCGCACUAAAAUUUGUUAUUGAUUGUACCCACCCUAGCGAAGAUAGUAUUCUGGAUGUUGCUAACUUUGAAAGUUAUUUAAAAGAAAGGAUAAAGAUAAAUGGAAAGACAGGAAACUUUGCAGCUGGAAAAGGUGGUCAACAUGCAGUAACUGUGAACAGAGAAAAGAAUGUAAAAGUUGUUCUUAACUCAGAAAUUCCAUUCUCAAAAAGGUACCUUAAAUACCUUACAAAAAAAUACUUGAAGAAAAACAACCUCAGAGAUUGGUUGAGGGUAGUUGCUUCUGGAAAAGAAUCUUAUGAACUCAGGUACUUCCAGAUCAACAACCAGGAAGAUGAUGAUGAAGAAGACAAUGAAUAAGUUCAUUGUAAUUUAUUAUUUUUAAAUAAAUAACAUAAAAUUAUA
Psylliodes chrysocephalus is the source of this 598-nucleotide messenger RNA. The record is from the annotation of a GenBank genome assembly. NCBI's taxonomy places the organism in Eukaryota, Metazoa, Arthropoda, Insecta, Coleoptera, Chrysomelidae.